AUGACUAGUAUUGAAAGACCCAAAGAUCUUAGAUUGCAUGUUGGAGGAUUGUCAAAUUCUCUAGUGGAGGAUAUUGAUGAUUUGGAGAAGAGAUUUUCCAAAUUUGGCAAAAUAGUGAAGCAGUUUGAAGUGCACGAGAAAGUGAUAACGGGAUAUCAUUAUGCGUACAUUACUAUGAGACUAACAAAAUAUGAGUUUAAGAAACUUCAGGCUUUAUUUAAUGGUGUUCAGUAUAAAGGAGCAGAGUUAACAGUGGCAUUGGCGAAUCAAGAUUUUCAUGAGAGAUGGAUUAAAGAUGCAAAGAGACCGGAUAUCAAGCAAAGAAAGAGUAAAUUAUAUGCUAUUUUAGCUAUGAGACGACAACAGCGUAUUAAUCAUUCAGAGGACAAUCCAUUCGAAACAUAUUCCGAAAUUAUUGGACAAAUGAGAAAGACACCAAGGAAGACAGACCUAAAGAAGGCCACCAUGCGAGUGAUAAUUAAUGGGAAAUUGCGUUUACCUCGUUGCCAGAAGAACAAGUUAUGGGGAUACGAUAAGACCAAAAACGAUAAGGAUUUAAGUUGGGAGUACGUUGGAGGAAAAUGGAGAGAUGGUACUGGUCAUGUAGUUGAACAUCACGUUCUUGAUGAUAAGUUGAGUGAUCCGACUGUGGUGAAGAUGGAUGAAGAUACGGAAGGAAAUGACGGAGAAGAUGCAGAAGAUGAAAAUGAAAAGGAACGUAAUAAGCAACUUUUAGAGUUGUUGAUGGGAAAUUACGACUUCCAGAAGCCUGCAGAUGUCGAAGUGGAGAAGGAUGAAGAGUUCGAAUCGGGUGGUUCUGAUUAUGAGCUUGAAGGAGCAAAGAUAUCUGAAGAUGAGGAAGAAAGCGGAGAAGAUAAUAGAGAUCAUAGUAUACAAUCCCAGAAGUCAUUGGUUGAAGACUAUCAAAAGCAGCAUCCAGAAUAUCUAAAGAAAGAACAGAUUGAUGAUGAUACAGACAGUAUGGAUGAAGAUUUUAUACCAGUAUCUGGACCAGAAAGGAAGAGCAAUUUAGCAGAUGGAAAGAAUGAGACGGAGAAAUUGAGAUCGUUACUUAAUCCAGUCACUGAACAUGGAUUCAAGUUCUCAUUAAUGGACGAUGAAGAAGAAGAAGAGGCAGAUCCAAAUGCUACUAAGAUUGAACCAGCAGCUGAGACGGUGGUUGAACCAGCAACUGAACCGGUAGUUGAACCAGUAAUCAAGUCGGUAAUGCAACCAGCAAUUAAAGCUAAGAGAGAUGUGGGUUUGUUUUUUUCGCAUUCCGAUUCGCCAUUCUUGCUUGCACAAACUCAGCUCAGUAAGUUGAAGACAAUCAAAGUAAGUGAAAGUGGAUAUGAGGAUUGGUUCUGGGAGAAUAGAGGAAGUCUUAACAGGGAAUUUAGAAGAAAGAGAAGAGAAGUGACCAAGAGGAAUAGGAGGAAAAACAAGUAUACUGCCGUUAUAUGA
This is a messenger RNA of Brettanomyces nanus, 1464 nucleotides long. RefSeq lists its product as uncharacterized. The coding region runs from base 1 to 1464 and encodes 487 amino acids. Gene Ontology annotation, molecular function: nucleic acid binding. NCBI's taxonomy places the organism in Eukaryota, Fungi, Ascomycota, Pichiomycetes, Pichiales, Pichiaceae. The transcript has a single exon. The record is from RefSeq and is a predicted model, not a curated record.